Drosophila ficusphila is the source of this 718-nucleotide messenger RNA. RefSeq lists its product as uncharacterized. The coding region runs from base 115 to 585 and encodes 156 amino acids. The record is from RefSeq and is a predicted model, not a curated record. NCBI's taxonomy places the organism in Eukaryota, Metazoa, Arthropoda, Insecta, Diptera, Drosophilidae. The transcript has 3 exons.
CACAUUUCAUUAGGUUUCUAGUUGCCACACGAGUUAGAUCAAAAAAAAUCACAAAAUUUUAGUCAACUCCACACGAUUCCUAAAUUAUUUUAGAAAUAUUUUAAAGUGAAAACGAUGCAGCCCCAAAGAGAUUUGUGCAAGUGUUUCAUAAACAUGUCUCGUUGCAUGCAACAAGCUUGUUUCUACAGCACUAGACGUCAAUUGCUUCUCAGAAAUAUUCGGAAGCCGAUUGCCUCCGAGAAAGUGGCGGUGAGAACUGAUGAAGUCAGUAGGCGUGGCAUUCAACCGGGGGAACGCCUUCCAUCGGCAGUUAGUAUCGUGAGCAGGACCUUUUCAGAGCAGCACAAAUCAGCUAAGAAUGAAGUAAAUACGGCAUUCGCUCGAUAUGAACAAUCAAUGACCGAUUUGGCCGCUAGUGCCCGCAAGAUGUAUAAGAAUGCGCGAUUGAGGAACGGCGCUGAUCAAUUGAGCGAUUUAAAAAAAUUCGUUCCCUUCGAAUUGAGACCUUAUAAAUCCCAGGAAAAAGUCGCUUGUCCUAUAACCGAACGGCUUAACAAGUUGUUCUUUUGCGAACCUUCGGAUUAAUAAGAGGUCAAACUUGAAGCGCUUUCAAAUCGGUUUUGGAUAUCUUGUCGAUGCUUUUGUGGCAAAGAAAACGAACUUUUUUUUAAACUUUGUAGCGUUUUUAAUAUGCCAUAGUAAUUUGUAUAUAUAAAAA